Apis mellifera (honey bee) is the source of this 903-nucleotide messenger RNA. RefSeq lists its product as uncharacterized. The record is from RefSeq and is a predicted model, not a curated record. Bases 184 to 705 code for a protein of 173 amino acids. The transcript has 3 exons. NCBI's taxonomy places the organism in Eukaryota, Metazoa, Arthropoda, Insecta, Hymenoptera, Apidae.
UAGUCUUAAAAUUAAUCUAUGUAUUUUUUCUUAACUUAUUCAUCAAGUUUUGAUCAUUUAUUUCUCAAUCACAAUGUAUAUAAUUUUUGUUUUACGUUUUGUUUGAAACGAAAUAGCAUGCAAUACUAUUUGUGAUUUCAUUUGUUAAUAAAAAUUUUGUUUACAAAUUUUUUUUUCCAGAAAAUGAAUCCUGAAGGUUUUAUCAAUAUGGCCAAUAAUAUGGACAAAGAUAAAUAUGCACAAUUUAUUCAAAGAAGACUUCAAAGCAUGCAAUCCAGGAAUCGUAAUUGGAAAAUGUCGUAUAAUAUCGUUAAAACUGCUCAGAAAAAAGUAGUUCUACAACAUAAAUCAAAUAUUUUACUUUAUUCUUAUAAAAGUAAAUUAAAAGGUGCUUGUCCAGUUCAAAUACAAGCAUUGAAAGAACACAUUCAAAAGGAUUUGGAGCCUAAAUACGAUGAAUCAAAGUCUAUAGAUAUUGAUUUUGAUGAAGAAGAGAAAGAAGAAGACCUAGACGUUCAUCCCAGCGAAUUAACAGUAGAAUUACCAAAAUUAAAAACAUGGGAUAUGUACAAAAAAUUGGUAGAAGAAUCACGAUUAAGACCAAAAGUAAAAUGUAUUCCUGAACAACCAGUAAUAGAUGUCUCAACCUUAUCAAAAGUUUAUUUCAAAUACCAGUAUAUUCAUCAAAUAUUUACUUUACUUUAAGAAAAAUCUUUAAUUUUAUAAUUUUCUAUUUUUAAAAUCAUAAUUUUUAAUUUUAGAAUUAAAAAAUAUAUUAUAUCACGAAUAAUUGUGAAAAAAAAACCCGAAAAAAGUAUAAUAAAAUUAAAAAAGCAAAGAAUUUUAAUGGCAAACACGAAUUACAUAGAAUUUAAAAAUUUUGAACUGAAGAAAGUAUAUAAG